Closterium sp. Yama58-4 is the source of this 1110-nucleotide messenger RNA. Lineage: Eukaryota; Viridiplantae; Streptophyta; Zygnematophyceae; Desmidiales; Closteriaceae. The record is from the annotation of a GenBank genome assembly.
AUGGUGACGUGGCAGCACAGCACAUUGCCACUUUUCUUCUACCACUGCCACCACCCACCCUGCCACCACCACCACCACCACCACCACCACCACCACCACCACCACCACCACCACCACCACCACCACCACCACCACCACCACCACCACCACCACACCACCACCACCACCACCACCACCACCACCACCACCACCACCACCACCACCACCAUCACCCGCCCCUUGUGCCGUGUGGCAGUGAUCCCGGCGGUGAGGCAGCAUGCUGCUGCGCUCAUAGGGGCAGCACUCACCACCAGGGAGACACAGAGCAAGGCAAUGCAGAUCACUCAAGACGCGCUCCACACCCUGCUGCCUGCCGCCCUCUCUUCCCCCACCCCCCACUCGCACACACACACUCACCCUCCCACCACUGCCUCCGCUUCUGCCCCCUCCUCCACCUGCUGUCCUGCCGCCUCCCACUCCUGCUCCGCGUCCACCCACCACCACCACCAUCACCCCCAUCCCGCGCGUCCUCCACCUCCUCCUACCGCUGCAGCAGCGUCGUCACCAGGGCUGCAGGCGGUGCGCAUCUUCCUCAGGUCCGUGCUGCUGCUCUGCCUCCCAUCGCACCUCCUACUGCACUUGGCACUGCUCGUGGCGCUGCCUGCCAUGCCCAUCUCUCAUCACCACAUCCUGUCUGUGCCCCGCUCUACGUCCUCUCGUUCACUCUCUUCCGUUCUUCAAUUCUCCUUUCUUCUCUCACUUUCUUCACCAUACUUCCAUCCCGUCGCCUCUCUCCGCACUCCAAGCAGGGACCCCUCGGCACCACCAGACCCAGCACGCCCCUCCUCCCUUGACUCGCCAAUGGGCAAGCGCCAGUUCAAGGCGCACUUGGAGCUCUUCCUGCCACCGCUCUUCACCGCACUCGCCUCGCACCAGCCGGAGGUGGCAGCAGCAGCGGGAGUGGCAGUGGCGGAGCUACAGCUGCUCAUAGGGCCCAGCAUCUUCGAGGGCAGGCUGUCCCCCAUACAGAGAGAGGCCAUGACUCGUUACAAGCACCUCAUCCACCUGCGUCCCCAGCAGCCCUCCGAGCCUGCAAUGCCGCCUCAUGCCCACCAUCGGCCUGGGUCGUGA